Messenger RNA from Malania oleifera, 2425 nucleotides. Its product is annotated as casein kinase 1-like protein 2. Gene Ontology annotation, molecular function: ATP binding; protein serine/threonine kinase activity. Gene Ontology annotation, biological process: peptidyl-serine phosphorylation; signal transduction; endocytosis. Bases 473 to 1885 code for a protein of 470 amino acids. The record is from RefSeq and is a predicted model, not a curated record. Lineage: Eukaryota; Viridiplantae; Streptophyta; Magnoliopsida; Santalales; Ximeniaceae. The transcript is spliced from 14 exons. Gene Ontology annotation, cellular component: cytoplasm; nucleus.
GCCUUCCUGUUUCGAUACCAUCGACGCGAUGAGAGAGAUUUCUCUCUUCUGCUUACUUUCUCCUCUUUCUUCUAUCACCAAAACCUUCCUUUAACCUAACCCUAGAAUAAUCAAGUCGGUCAGGAUUCCGGAGAAUUACAAACCCUAGAUCUCUCAAUCUCUCUCUUUCCCUCUCUCAAUUGCUGCUUCAGUUAACGUUUUGUGUUUCAAUUAUCUCUUCGUUUUGGUUCGCUGCAUUUCCUGGUGGGGAUAUGGUGGCGUCGAUUGGAUCACUGUUUUUGCGGUUUCCUACUCAUCGAGGUUCAGACGUCGGUGCGGUUAAGCGGUGGAGUGUUUCAUGAGUUUCUCUGUGUUAAUAAUUGUUUCUACUUCGUCUGUUUCUUUAAAAUUCUCGAAAUCAGGGGUUGAAUUUGCGACUAGCGGUGGGAUUUGGGGCUGAAGUUGGGUUAUUAGUGGUGUGGAGGUGUGUUUAAUGGAGCCUCGCGUUGGGAAUAAGUUUCGGCUCGGUCGAAAGAUCGGUAGCGGGUCGUUUGGGGAGAUCUACCUUGGUACUAAUAUUCAGACAAACGAAGAGGUUGCUAUUAAGCUGGAAAAUGUCAAGACAAAGCAUCCCCAGUUGCUAUAUGAAUCCAAGUUAUACAGAAUUCUACAAGGAGGAACUGGAAUUCCAAAUGUGAGAUGGUUUGGUGUGGAGGGAGAUUAUAAUGUUCUAGUGAUGGAUUUGCUUGGACCUAGUUUAGAAGAUCUAUUCAACUUCUGCAGCAGGAAAUUUUCUUUGAAGACAGUUCUUAUGCUUGCUGAUCAAAUGAUUAAUCGUGUUGAAUUUGUUCAUUCUAAAUCAUUUCUACAUCGAGAUAUCAAACCAGACAACUUUCUGAUGGGUUUGGGAAGGCGAGCCAAUCAGGUUUACAUCAUUGAUUUUGGUUUGGCUAAGAAAUAUAGAGAUAACUCAACGCAUCAACACAUUCCUUAUCGAGAGAAUAAGAAUUUAACUGGAACUGCAAGAUAUGCCAGCAUGAACACUCAUCUCGGAAUUGAGCAAAGCCGGAGGGAUGAUCUAGAAUCUCUUGGUUAUGUUCUUAUGUACUUUCUGAGAGGAAGUCUUCCUUGGCAGGGUCUAAAAGCAGGAACAAAGAAACAGAAGUAUGAGAAAAUUAGUGAGAAAAAAGUUUCUACAUCAAUUGAGGCCUUGUGUCGGGGUUAUCCAACAGAAUUUGCAUCAUACUUCCAUUAUUGUCGGUCACUCCGGUUUGAUGAUAAGCCAGAUUAUGCCUAUUUGAAAAGAAUAUUUCGCGAACUCUUUAUUCGUGAAGGCUUCCAGUUUGAUUAUGUGUUUGACUGGACCAUAUUAAAGUAUCAGCAAUCACAGCUUGCGACUCCUCCAGCUCGUGCUCUCGGUGCUGGUGCUGGAACAAGUUCUGGAAUGCCCGCAGCCAUUGUUAAUGCAGACAGGCGAUCAGGUGAUGAGGGCCGUCCUGUAGGGUUGUCGUCCAUGGAUUAUUCCCGUCGUAGAGGACCUGCUAUAAAUUCUGGAAGUUUGUCGAGACAAAAGAGCCCAGUUGCUGCUGAUUCAGCAAUUACCAAAGAGGCUAUGCAGUUAUCAAGCUCUGGUUUUUUGGGGCAGUCAAGUGGAUCAAGGCGAGCUGCUGUCUCUAGCAGUCGUGAUCCAGCCAUUAUGGGAAGUGACUCUGAUGCCCCUCAUGCUCGCACCACUGAAGCUAGUCCUGGAGCAGUUCGCAGGAUCGCUGGUGGGCAAAGAAUUGGACCCUCAGACCUGAGACACUCAUCUUCUGGUAGAAAUGCCUCAACCUCAAGGAAUUAUGAGUCUGCCCUUAAGGGCAUUGAGAGUUUGCAUUUUGAAAAUGAUGAGAGGGUUCGUCAUUAGAUCAUCACCACCUUUUCACAUUCUUCCAUGUGCCUGAAUUGUUCCCAAAUAACUCCGAGUUGGAAUUUGCUCUAGAAGGGGAGGGAUUAUUAUCAGCGAUUAUGAGUGACAGAAGCUGAAUCCAACCAAUCUUGUCGAAGGCACCUUCUACUCGUUGAGUUGCCCCAGUACAAGUUUGGUUUGGUUUGGUUUUUCCCAUUUAACCGAUAUUUCUUCAGUGUCUUUUUGGCCUUAUAAGCUAUGUUGAUGCUGGUUGGGCCCUGUGGUUUUCAGCUUAAAGGGCACCCGAUAUUGGCCAUUGUAUUGAUAUUAUCCUCCUUGGGAAAGUCACUUGGUUUCUUAAAUUACUUUUGCCAUUUGAGACUUGAGGGAGUGGUUUGAACUUUUGAAAUACAUGGACUGGGAAAAAGGGUAACACCAGCACUGGGAGAAUUUCAUUGUGCCAGUGGUAUCAACUUAAUAUUUGGGUUGAUUGGCAAUGCUUGUACCAUUGUAAUAACUACAUAUUUUCACAUUACUAUUAUCUCACGAGUAUUUUCA